Pelodiscus sinensis (Chinese soft-shelled turtle) is the source of this 1886-nucleotide messenger RNA. The record is from RefSeq and is a predicted model, not a curated record. NCBI's taxonomy places the organism in Eukaryota, Metazoa, Chordata, Testudines, Trionychidae.
UGAGCCGCCGCGUCACGGGCAGGCGCUGGCUCCGUUGCCGCCCCCCGGCCCGUUGGGACGCCCCGAGUGUGUUACACUGACGUGUCUUUUCUUUCCCGCUUUCGGCACUGAGAUGUGGCUAUUGGCGCAGGUAUUUGUAAGCAUUUGUGGGAAGCAAGAAGAGGCGAGAUGACAUCGACAAAAUUAAAGAUGAGUAAGAACAAGGAUGACGCGCCGCAUGAGCUGGAGAGCCAGUUUAUUCUGCGGCUGCCUCCGGAAUAUGCCUCCACUGUGCGGAGGGCAGUACAAUCUGGAAGUGUCACCCUGAAAGACAGACUUACUAUUGAGUUACACCCGGAUGGGCGACAUGGGAUUGUCCGCGUAGAUCGCGUCCCAUUAGCUGCCAAGCUGGUGGACUUGCCCUGCAUCACUGAGAGCUUAAAAACCAUAGAUAAGAAAACGUUCUAUAAGACAGCCGAUAUUUGUCAGAUGUUCGUGUGCACUGUGGACGGUGAUCUGUACCCCCCUCUCGAAGAGCCAACUGUGAGUACUGAUCCCAAAGCAAACAAGAAAAAGGACAAGGACAGAGAAAAGAAAUUCAUCUGGAACCAUGGCAUCACUCUUCCACUGAAGAAUGUCAGGAAGAGGCGAUUCAGGAAAACAGCUAAGAAGAAGGCCCAGUACAUUGAGUCUCCAGACGUGGAAAAGGAGGUGAAGCGUCUGCUGAGUACAGAUGCAGAAGCUGUCAGUGUCCGCUGGGAGGUCAUUGCUGAAGAUGAAACCAAGGAAGCAGACAACCACGGUUCACUUACCGGCUUGGACAUCUCCUCUCCUGGGAUGUCUGGACACAAGCAGGGUCAUGGCUCAUCAGAACAUGAUGAGCUGCGGGAGAUAUUUAAUGACAUCAGCAGCAGCAGCGAAGAUGAAGAUGAGCGAGAUCAUCAUGACGAUGAAGAUUUGAACAUCAUGGACACAGAAGAAGACUUGGAGAGGCAACUGCAGGACAAACUGAAUGAAUCUGACGGGCAACACCAGGAGAAUGAGGGAGCCAACCAGAUAGCCAUGGGGAUCCAAAAGCAGAUUGACAACUUGAAGGGUAAACUCCAGGAGACCCAGGAACGGAGAAAGCGCCAGGAAGAUCUCAUCAUGAAAGUAGAGAAUCUAGCCCUCAAGACCCGCCUCCAGGCUGUGCUGGAUGAAUUCAAACAGCAGGAAGACCGAGAGAAGCAGCAGCUCACCUCUCUGCAAGAACAACUGGAGUCCCUUAUGGAGAAAUAAGGGGGGGCCCUUUUGAUCCGGGCAAGAGCAGUGCCGUCCAAGCAGGCACAGUGCUGAGAGAGACUGAUGAAGUCCCAUCCUCUGGGCUGAAGAUCUGAGGUCACUGGCACGACCUCACUGCCUACAAGCCACUCCUGUUAACGUUGGCACUCUCUAUUCUCCUGGGACGCUGUUUCUAGAGAUGCUGGCUGAUGUUGGUUGCGCUGGACAGAGCAACCCAAACCAUUAACCUUGGAAGAAGGAAAGGCAGUAACCUGGAAUUGGUCCUCGGAGAACAGCAGAGACAUGUGAUUAGCGGUUUAGCUGCACCCCUGGGGGAAGAUGGUUCCUUGACUAGUUUGACCCAUUUUUCUCUAAGUGGAAACCAUUGGUUCCUUGGAACACUCUUUAAAAGGCAUUUUGCUUCCCGACAGGCUAAUCCACAGGAAUUAACCCCCCACGCACUGCGCAGGCCUGGAAGAGCAGAGUGGUUGUUGCUAUCAUCUGAGCCUGCAAACCAGCAUUCCCUGAGGGGAACGUCUGCUUCCUUUGCAGACUCUGACAGGGGCUCUGCUGUGCUGGGAGUUGUGCCCAGGGCUGGGGAACAUCUGCUUGAACAAAGCUAGAAUGAAUAAAGUGUGUGUUCCCAA